Molecule: messenger RNA, 2815 nt
Organism: Triplophysa rosa
Lineage: Eukaryota; Metazoa; Chordata; Actinopteri; Cypriniformes; Nemacheilidae
Gene: slc6a7
Product: solute carrier family 6 member 7
Exons: 15
Biological process (GO): sodium ion transmembrane transport
Cellular component (GO): membrane
Molecular function (GO): L-proline transmembrane transporter activity
Source: RefSeq, a predicted model, not a curated record
UUUUCAUCAAUCAACAAUUCGCCUAGAGGGGCGUUGUUUCCUAUUUACAGGAGGUACCUGCAAGAAGGUGAGACCGCCUGCUCCCGCACUGUCUGCGGAACAGACACCGGCGCCCUCCUUCAUCUGUUGACUUCCCUCCCCCACCCAAAACAUGGAUCAUCGGAGGCCACCUGCGCUUACUUCACUUUAUACUAGCAUCGUUUAAGACCGGUUUUCAGGAGAUUGGAUAUUUAAACAUUCUAGGAGUUACUCGAAGGUUUCGAUGAAACCAGUAAACAAUGUAACAAGCAUCAGAGAGAAAGCGCCGUUGUGUCCGCUGGGGAGAUGCAGCGCGAGGAGGCGAGAGCAGCACCUGGAAACGGUGUUAGUGAGAAUACAGCACCUACAGCAGAGAGUCCAGCACAUCCGAACGGGACCGUGUCCCAGUCACAAGCUGAACAUCAGCCUUCAUCUUCUACCCCAGCUCCAGCUGCUCAGCCCCCCAGAGAACAGUGGGGUGGUAAAUAUGAGUUUCUGCUCUCCUGUAUAGGCUACUGUGUUGGCCUGGGAAAUGUGUGGAGGUUCCCUUAUCUCUGCUACAGAAAUGGAGGAGGUGUGUUCCUCAUUCCUUACUUCAUCAUGCUGUUCUUCACGGGAAUGCCGCUCUUCCUCAUGGAGCUCAGUCUGGGCCAGUACGGAGCUGCGGGUCCUAUCAUGGUCUGGAAGUGAUGUCCGCUCCUCAAAGGGAUUGGCAUAGGGAUGCUGUGUGUGUCCACUCUUGUGUGUCUGUAUUAUAAUGUCAUUAUUGCUUGGACAUUCUAUUACCUGGGCAGUUCUUUCCAGAGUCCUUUACCCUGGUCAUGUGACGCUCUUCAUAAUGUUGCUCUUUGCGGAAAUGACACAAAUUCCACUCAAAGUCCCAGUGAGGUCUUCUGGAACGUGAAGGUCCUGGGUGUGGUGAACAGUAAGGGUCUGCACGACCCCGGUCCCGUGCGUUGGCCACUGGCUCUCUGCUUGCUGGCUGCCUGGGUUGUUAUUUUUCUCUGCAUGUUGAAGGGCAUUCGCAGCUCAGGCAAGGUGGUGUAUGUAACGGCCACCUUCCCGUAUUUUGUGCUUGUGGUCCUCAUCAUCAGAGGUGCCACACUGGAGGGCUCUUUAAAUGGCGUGGCAUUCUACCUCACUCCAAACUGGGUCCAUUUGGCAAACGCACAGGUCUGGAACGAUGCUGCGUCACAGAUAUUUUAUUCCCUGGGUAUCGGGGUUGGUGGGCUCCUCUCAAUGGCAUCUUACAAUAAAUUUGACAAUAAUGUCAUUAGGGACACAUUGAUCAUUACUGUAGGGAACUGUGCCACUAGCUUUUUCGCUGGCUUUGCCAUCUUCUCUAUUCUGGGUCACAUGGCUUGGAGGAAAGGUGUGCCUGUUGGUGAGGUAGCAGAUACAGGUCCCGGGCUGGCAUUUGUUGCUUACCCAGAAGCCCUUGCGCUUCUGCCUGGAUCAGUGUUUUGGUCCAUUCUGUUUUUUCUCAUGCUCUUUAUGAUGGGAGUGGACACACUGUUUGGUAACAUGGAGGGCAUCUGUACAGCAGUGCUGGAUGAGUUUCCUCAGCUCAGAUCCAAUCUCAAACACAAGACCUUGUUCCUGGCUCUGCUUUGCUUCAGCUUCUAUCUGAUGGGUUUGCUUCUGAUCACUGAUGGAGGGAUAUACUGGUUCACACUCAUUGACUCCUUCAGUACCAGCUUUGGCCUCAUCAUUAUAACUCUCUUCAUGUGCAUUGGCAUCUCGUUCUUUUACGGCGUGAACCAGUUCUGUCAGGACAUUGUGGACAUGAUCUGUCAGUGUCCACCCUGGUGCACAAAACUACUGGUGUACUUCAAAGCCUGCUGGGUGGUAUUUACUCCUUUCCUGUUAACGUUCAUCUUGACGUACAUCUUUAUUGAGAUGUACCGCACUUCUCUACGCUACGGUUCCUAUGUGUUUCCAACCUGGGGCAAAGCUCUGGGCGUGUGCAUGGGUGCCUUCUGCUGUCUACAGAUUCUCAUCUGGGCUAUAGUGGCGGUCAGUAAGGAGUCUGGCACUCUGAAAGAUCGUUUUAAAAAAUCCAUCCGUCCACUCAACUCUUGGCGCGUAAACAACUUAAACGCGGCCGCUCAGGAUCACCCUGUGGAACCUGAGAGGGUAGAAGGGCCCCACACGAUUAACCUGGCUGAAGCAGACUUCACAGCAAUGAACUGGGAGGCCAUAAGUGAGGCGUAACACCGCCCCUAGUGUUGGAAAGCGGAACUGCACUCUCUCAAAAGCACAAACGCUGCUGAGCUGAGGACUUCCUAUGGGGAAAACUGCAUUUUUGCAUAAUCACCACUGCAGAGUUUCAGAAGACAAUCGUAGUGUCCUGUAGGACACAUUACAAUGACAUUUAUUUAUGCUGAUGUGACCUCAUUGUAUUCUGGUCCCAAGGCCAAAGACUAAAAUGCAAAAGACAGCAGACAUUUGGAUUCUUUGAAUCUGUACCCAAUAUAUCCGUUUUCUGACCUUUAUCUAAUAUUUUUAUGGACUUUCUCAGAAUAGAGCGUAGGGCUUAUUUUAAACUUCAUAACAAUGUGGACAAGGGCCACAUAAGGUGGAGCAGAUAUGACGCUGUAUAGGAAGACUGUGCUUUUUUAUUAGUAAUCGCUAUUUUAUUUUGUAAAAAUGUAUUAGAAAGAGGCACAGAGACCCCUGUUAAAUAAUUUAAAAUGUUAUAUACGUGAGUAUAGAAAUGAUAACACAUUUGGAGAACGCCACACAUUAAGCAAAUAAAAUGAGAUGUCUUUGUGGCACAACUUAUAAUUUGUUCUUC